Molecule: messenger RNA, 954 nt
Organism: Gekko japonicus
Lineage: Eukaryota; Metazoa; Chordata; Lepidosauria; Squamata; Gekkonidae
Gene: IGBP1
Product: immunoglobulin (CD79A) binding protein 1
Exons: 5
Coding region: 1-681 (226 amino acids)
Biological process (GO): regulation of dephosphorylation; regulation of signal transduction
Cellular component (GO): cytosol
Molecular function (GO): protein phosphatase 2A binding
Source: RefSeq, a predicted model, not a curated record
AUGGCAUCUGAAGACUGUGAGGAAGGGCUUUCCAGACCUGCCACCGGUGCCUGCCUUUGCUUGGUGGCUGGCUGGCUGGGGUGGGUGCGGCACUGGGUGGUUUGGCUUGGUGUGGUGGUAGGGAGCUCUCUCCUUUUCUCCCAACAAAACAGAUACAAGCAGAAGAAGGAGUUGGAGAACAGAUUGGCUUCUUUGAAAACGUCCGUAGACAGUGGGCAGGCAGACGAAGAGCAGAUACGGGAGUACUACUUGCUACAAAUAACAAAAUGGGUCAGUGUGAGCCUGGAGGAAAUCGAAAGCAUUGACCAAGAAACCGCCAUCCUCAGUCGGCGAGGUGCUUUGAAACAGGGCACAGCCACUCAGUCAUCGCAUGCCCCGAGGCCUCCCAUGAAACCUUUCAUCCUCACCCGGGAUGCUGCCCAGGCAAAGGUGUUUGGCGCUGGCUACCCUAGUCUGGCAACAAUGUCAGUGAAUGACUGGUAUGAGCAGCACCGGAAGCGAGGAUUCUUGCCUGACCAGGGCAUCUCACAAGCAGCCACAGCAGGUACAGAAGAACGACAGAAGGACCCAGAAGAAGGGCCAGCGAAGGAGGAGGAAGAACCAGUGUGGAAAGCACGGGAGUGGGAUGACUGGAAGGACACGCACCCCAGGGGCUACGGCAACCGGAAGAACAUGGGCUGAGGGCCUGUGGGAUGGGGAACCCGGGAAACAAGCCUGUGCCCCCCCCCCCAAGGGUCCCUGGGGCAGAGUGGACUGCAAGAGCUCCCUCUCUAACCGUGUGAGAAGAACCAAGGCACUACUUGCCCUGCAUGUUGUCAGAUGCUGUGAUACAGGGUGUGUGUGUGUGAGAGAGAGAGCAAUACUGAAGCAGCAGAUUGGAAGGUCAAAUUUAAAACUUCCUUUUAUCAAGAUUAAUACUCAGUAAGAUGAGGUGAUACUCAUUUGGAAGUAUUU